GCUGCUGAAUACGGUGAAGAGCAUCCACCAAUCAUGAAGGUCUUUCUCCUCUUUCUUCUCGUCAUUGGAUUGGCAGUAGCUGAACCGUGGUGGGGAGGGAUUCGGGCCAGUAGAAGUGCUGAUACGGUUCAUUCCUGGCGUUUGGACCGUAGAAGUGCUGAUCCCGUGGCAGUAGCUGAUCCCAGGUGGGCUAUUCGGGGCGGUAGAAGUGCUGAUCCAAUGGCAGUAGCUGAUCCCUGGUGGGGAGGGAUUCGGGCCAGUAGAAGUGCUGAUCCAAUGGCAGUAGCUGAUCCCAGGUGGGCUAUUCGGGGCGGUAGAAGUGCUGAUCCAAUGGCAGUAGCUGAUCCCUGGUGGGGAGGGAUUCGGGCCAGUAGAAGUGCUGAUCCAAUGGAGUAGCUGAACCCUGGCUUGGAGGCAUACCGGUCAGCUGACCACGG
Molecule: messenger RNA, 437 nt
Organism: Ornithodoros turicata
Lineage: Eukaryota; Metazoa; Arthropoda; Arachnida; Ixodida; Argasidae
Product: 2-isopropylmalate synthase-like
Exons: 8
Coding region: 34-396 (120 amino acids)
Source: RefSeq, a predicted model, not a curated record